CACAUUAAAGGCCGAGGCUGUUACUGCUGUCAGUGCCUGUCCUGUGUCUGAGAGCAGCAGUGGUGUGUCAGAGGCAGGGAGCCAGCAGCAGCCAUGGAUGACGUAUAUAAAGCAGCGGUGAGUACACAUAAGGACAAGUAUGAUGGUCUGUUUAAAUGCAUGAAAUCUACACCAGGACAAGCUCUGUGUUGUGCAUCAAUUUAAGGAAAAAUCACACAAUUUGUUGCAGGAGGAGAGCACACGAGGUCAGGUGGAACACGUUGAGUAUCUGACAGUAACAGGUGUGACUGUGAUUCCAACAAGCCUGGAUCAAAAACAGUCACACUGCUUUAAUGUCUAUUCGGGAAAGUUUCCAAACUUCCUGUUAUAGCUGGUUUUAAGAGCAUGUUUUUUUUUUUUUCUUCUAUUUUUCAAGUUAUUCUGCUCACCUGGACAACAACAAACUCUUAUGUUUUAACAAGAAGCAUUAAAAACGUCCCAAAGUAGAGUUCACGAUACACAAGUCUGCCAAAAAGGCUCAAGAGUUUGAAAAUAAGACAUGUUUUUAGAAGAGCUUUAUUUAUCCCCAAAGGGAAAUUCAAUAUUACUGUAUUCAAUUUACUGUGUUACCCUGUUUAUUUUACAAACAACAAAUGUAGAGUUCAAGGUUAAGUGUUAGAAAACAGUUAAGAGUAUUUUGGGAUGUAAAUUGAUGAUUUCUGUUUACAGAAUUACUAUAAGUUUUUAAGUCUGAUCAGGGCCGUUGCUUCUGCCGAGGACGCUGAGGUCAUGACCUUGGUAUUAUUUGGGGAGUGAGUAUCACCUGUCAACAAAAAGGGCAACUUUUGUUCAAAAGACAGUGAGAUUUUAAAAAUAUUGCUUUUUUUUUUUUUUCGAUAACUCAGUUUUAAUCCAUUAGUCAGGUUGUUUUUGUGGUUGUUAUUGGGAGUUGUACAACUGAUACUAUAGUUGAGAUAAUCUUAGACUGACAGGCUGCGGCAGUUAGUUCAUAUCUGUGCCUGACAAUGGAAUAAAGACCAGCAGGACAGUUCAUGGAGGAAGAAGAGACGUGACAGCUGAUGGCUUUUAAACAGCUCCAGAACCCCCCCCACUCCUCCUCCCCCCAUUGCCCCCCCAUUGUGCUCUGUCAAACAACAAGAAUAGUAAGUGAAGAGAGCAGAGUGACAUCGCAGACAUGUUGCACUGAGGGCGGCACAGACCGUAGAUUAUCAGUGUAGUCAUCGAGCUGGAGGUCUACCAUGUGUCUACGGAGGUAUUCAUAGACAGUGACUAAUCCGAUUGUACCUAAACUGGUUAACAGAAAAAAAGAAAGGCUUUUAUUUUGGAGGUCUGGACUCUUUUUCUUAAAGCCUUGACAUUUAACUAUCCUGAAAAGUAGAAUAUCACAAAAACAAUAACAAUAUCAUCUCCAUAUUUAAUAAAGUUUUGAAUACAAAAAACACACAUUUUUCAAACUGAGGAAAGGAAACACAUUUCUCAACACUGACCUUGAAUAUUACAAAGUGUCCAUGCUGUCUCAGUGAUGUCACUUAUUUGGCUCUGAAGUGGUGUUUUAGGGUCUAUCAGUAAAGGUAUAUUGGGCCAUAUUGGAAAGCUCCGGGAAUAUCUUAAAUAGGGGAUUACCGACAAAAGAAAGUUUGAUAAGCUACCAUGAUGUGCCCCAAGGCUUUUUUUUUUUUUUUUUUUUGGAGAGCUUUCAACUGGCAUUUUAUGUUGCUAGGUUACAAAAGUUGCCUUGUGGUACCUGUGCAUCCUUCAUAAUUAUUGUUAUAUUUGUUUUAAAAUACUCUGAAGCGUCUCAUCUGUUUUCACUCAAUAAUGGUAAAGAAAACCUUAAAACAACAGACUGAAGGCUGACUUUACCAAAUGUUUCUGUUGACCUAUUCUGAAAGGCAAAGAGACAAAGUUAAGAUGGGAAUUAAACCUCCUUGCUGACAGCUACAGUGUGCCUACCUGUCGGUCGAGUCAACCUGUAAUUCACCAAACUUGUAACGUUGAUAUCUUUCAUACGAGCGCAUUUUAUAGAUAUUAAAUUCUUGUACAGUGUGUGUAGAGAGAUAAAUGAGCUAUUAAGACUCAUUUCUUUCCUGUUUUCUUCAAUUUGGUUGAUGUCUCUUCCUCACUGUAUUUCAACAUCCCUAACUCCUUUUCUCCUUGUCUUCUCUGCUGUUGAUCAAAUAUGUGAUGUUUAGAAAUUUCAAAAAAGAUUUGGAGAAGUAUUAAAAAUUUCCGCCAUGUGGUUUGACAAUGUAAUCUGAAAAUAGCGAUUCUGUCAUAUUGUAAACAGGAAGAGGCAUUGUUGGAAAAGGUUGUCUCUAUGUCAUUCGCUAUUUAGUAUAAACGUUUUAACUUAUCACAAUCAAGUAUCUGAACACAUGGAUUAUCAAAGAGAAAGCAGCAUUAUAACUGUGUUUCUGAAAGACUUUAGAAAUGGCCAAAGUUUUACAGAAACAUGUUUACAACUGAAAUAAUAAUCCAGAUUUUCUUUUAACCCUCAAGGUUGAGAACUUGACAGAGGAGCAGAAAAAUGGUGAGAAACCCCUUUACUGUUUUCUGAAAUCUUCUCAUGAACUCUCUCUUCUAGUUAUACUGAUGUAUCAGUAUUUAUAUAAAUUCAAUGUGAAGGAUUUCUUUUCACUUACCUUUAAUAACUUAAAACAAUAGAUUCAAAAGUAAAAUAAAGUAUGCAGUAUGUAUAAACCCCCUUUGUGUGAGCCUCCAUUUAAAGCCUGAGAUCACUGAUAAAAAUGUAUCACCAGCAGCUGAACAUACAUAAAUCUCUGACCCUCCCAUCGGAGGAACUUUACUCUGUACAAAGGGUUUAUCUUAUAUCCCGGCUGUAGCACAGUUGAAACUGCUCCAAGAACCAUUUUAACUGAAGGUACCAGGACUAAAUUUAGGUCCUGGUCUAUGAAUGGUCGCUGGGUCUGGAUCAUUGCAACUGAUAUUGUGCCCCCCAAAAACUUGGCCCUGCUUACAAAUAUGAGGUCCAGUUUCAGCAGGUGUUAUACUGUCAAUAUCUGUUUCUCUCUUUGCUGCUGCUCUAGCACCUGUCUGGUUGUCAGAUGAUAAUUAUUGUUACGUCCUCUUUUAGAGUUCAAGGCUGCAUUUGACAUCUUCAUCCAGGAUGCAGAGGACGGCUGCAUCAGCACCAAGGAGUUGGGGAAGGUGAUGAGGAUGCUGGGACAGAAUCCAACCCCUGAAGAGUUACAGGAGAUGAUCGAUGAGGUGGAUGAAGACGGUACGUUGGCAUCAUUAAGAUAGGAGUAGAAUGUUUUAAAGCAAUGUAUCUGUAUUUUACAGAAGGUUUGGAGAUGUUCCUUCUCUGCAAACAUGAUACAGAAGCAUUUGAUGUGUUAAACAUCAUGUUGUUAUCAACAGGCAGCGGCACAGUAGACUUUGAUGAGUUCUUGGUCAUGAUGGUCCGCUGCAUGAAGGAGGAGAGCAAAGGAAAAUCAGAGGAAGAGUUGGCCGAACUGUUCCGGAUGUUUGACAAGUAGGAUGACUCUUUAGAUUCAUGUUAAACUUAUUUUAAAACAAACCAGAGUAGAUCUAUGCUACCAGGUGACUUAUAAUGUUUGAAAUAUCAGGAACGGAGACGGCUACAUCGACUUAGAAGAGCUGAAGGGCAUGCUGGAGUCGACCGGAGAGGCCAUCACAGAAGAUGACAUCGAGGAGCUGAUGAAGGACGGAGACAAAAACAAUGACGGGAAAAUUGAUUAUGACGGUACUUCAGAUAAAAGAAAACACAUUAAAAAAACAUCACAGCUUCAUACCAACACAGACUAGCGCUUUAGUACCUCAGCAGGCCUUUGUAGACACGCCCAAGUGGACAUUUGAGGAACUGCAGUUUGUUUGUUUUUUUGUUUUUUAUAUAUACUUCUGCUCUGGCUUCAUUAUUUAUGGGCAGAUGUUACAGCUUGGGUUUGGCAUUAAAAUAAAGUGGUCAGGAGGUUGGGAGAAGUAAUAAGAUGGUUAAAGGUGAUUGUAAGAUGUUAAAGGGGGGAAACAAGCAAUAAGAUUUCUAAGGAGAAAUCAAACUUUAUUUUCUUGUAUUUAUUGGCUCAGAUUUCAAACCAUUGGGACUGUAUUAUUCCUAACAUUACAUAUGAUCUAACCACAGCCUUUUCUAUCUUCAAUACUCUGUUUGGCCACUAGAGGUCACCCAUCCUAUGACUUUCUAAUAUUUAUCUGACCUAAGUUUUUAAAUAUUUUGGUUUUCCCCCUUCUGUCAAGUUUGAGUCCUCACUUAGAUGCGGGUAUUGUAACAAAAUAGAUCUUUGUAAAGCUCCUGUUGUGAUUUUUAGCUGUAAGACAGCCUAACUUUGGAAUCCUUGACAGUCAUUGGCGAGCUGGAAAUGAGGGGACAAGAUAUUUUAUUUUGAAAAUACUGCAUCAACAUGUUCAAGACACCAUUUUAUCUUCAGGAUUCAACCUGAUCAAAUCUGACAUUACCUCUUAGUGGCCCGUCACUGAUGUUGUGUUUCUGUGUGUUUUCUCCUGCAGAGUUCCUGGAGUUCAUGAAAGGUGUUGAAUAAAGGAUUGACCUGGAGGCCGUUGACUUCUUCAUGAUCAUCAUUUGAGGACUUUUGCAUAAAAACAGACAGAAGUUUAAUUCUCAGCAGACCUCUGUCCUGUUAGCUAAUCUCUAACUACCCCACAGAUGCACUGAGAGGUUUGCUGAGAUCUCAUUGACUGCUAAUAUCUUUGUUUCUGAUAGUGCUGGUAAACCAAAGUGUAAAAUGCAAAG
Messenger RNA from Xyrichtys novacula (pearly razorfish), 4750 nucleotides. Lineage: Eukaryota; Metazoa; Chordata; Actinopteri; Labriformes; Labridae. The record is from the annotation of a GenBank genome assembly.